CCUCGAUCGGCCCUCACCGAGAGCCAAUUUGCAUUCCAGGGCGCAUGAUUCACGUCGUGUCGAAGGACAAUAUCGCGAGGGCCCCACGCAUGACAGUGGAGGGCUGGUCCAGUGCAAUCCCCUCAAAUACGCAAAAGUUCAGGGUCAUUCGAUGGGCGAAGUCGGGGGCGAAGAAGGUCCUGAGUUACAUGUGCAUCCUCCUGCUCGUCGUCGAUGUGAUCAGCAACAACUGGGAAGUCAUCGACUACAUCGCCAACGCCAAGCACCUGCUCACGCCCCUCCUCGACGUGAACUCUCCGACCGACAUGCUAGCCCAGUACUCGUUCCCAGAGAUGGCGUCCCCGCUGCGGGCGUCCAAAGUCGGGCGGUUCAUGAUCAAUUCGUCGUUUGCGAGCAUUCAAGCGCGCGACAGCUCCACCUUCAUGCUAGGGACAACAACCCACGACAUUGUUGGCAAAGCCAACGACAUCUGCGGCCAACUCGUCGACAAGUACCCCGUUACGGACCUGAACGCGACCACGAUGCAGCUCGGCAGUGUCGUCGACAGCAUCACGUUUAUUCGGGGAAAUGUUCUCAGCCAUUGGUUUGGCGACUCGAAGACGGCCCCGAGGGCCAUGACCUCCAUGAACGAGACCCAGUUGCGGGCAAUGGGCUACGCCCCUGGCAGACUCAGCACGGACCUUCGGCUGACCACUCCCGUCGCGAUUCCCCCGCCGGGUCAAAACACUACCGCCAGCAUCUCCAUGUAUCGGUACUUUAUGAAGGGGUUUUGCUCGGGGUGCGUGCCUGGUACGGAGCUCGGCCUCGACACUUGUGUGAUCGAGUAUUCCUUGAACGCCGAGACCAAGUCCCUCGACGUCUAUUCAAGCAAGGCCAUCAUGGGUGGGACCCACGAGCUGGGCUUUAUCUUCUUACGACGAGGGGGCCCGAUCCUCGCGCUCUACACGCGCUUUUUCACGCUGUUGCUUCUCUUUGGCGUGUAUGCCGCGAGCCAAAAGACUGUGCAGUGGGUCGACUUUGUCCAGCAAACCGUGCCCCAACGCCUGGUUCGACUGAUUGCCCCGCCACUGUACCGACAGCCGUGCUCGAUCCUCGGGCUGAGCGACAUUUGCUUCAACAGCGACGUUUUCGUUGUGCUGUACUCCCUCGCCGUUCUCGGGGACGAAGAGAUCAGCAUGGUGUACUCGAGAGUGCUGAAUCGAUGGUACGUCAACAGUUCGUUCAAUCUGUGGAUCGAGCUGCGCCUCAUGUCGAUGACGGUGCGGUGGCUGUGGCUCAACUGCUUUCUCCUCAAACUCGCCAAGUGGAUCUGCCAUUUCGUGAGCAUGGCGCAGUACACGGGCGCGAACCGCGUCAUGGGAUGGCUCAACUUUAGCUCGGUCUCGUGGAUGUACCUGAGCGUGUGUGUUUUGUUUGAACGGAAUGACUUUAUCGAGUUUGGCAACUCGGUCAAUGUGGACCUGCACUCGACGACCCAAAACUUGGACGCGACCUAUGUCUUGUUGUUCGAGAGCUGGUACGUGCGCGGCCUUCCGGCGCUUGCUGUCAUGGUCGUUGGCAACCUGGCGGUGCUGCUGGCGGUCGACCACGUUGUGAAUCGAAAAUGGUGGGUUGCCAUGGCGCACAACUCGCUCGGCCGACAGCUCAUCUACAACUCGACGUCGAUCUUGGCGGACUUUCGCGGGACAGUGUUUGAAAAGCCUGGGUACGCCGGGACGUGCGUCAAGAUGAAGAUUCGCGCGUGGUGUACGCUCCGAUGGUUCCUCUCGAGCCAUUUGACGUGCCUCGGCCUGGCGGAACAGCCCAGCGUCAUGCGGGCCAUGCGAGGGACGGCGACCGCAACUACGCACAAGUCCAAGUCGCCAAAACGCCACGGAAGAGAUGACAUGUCGUCGACGGACGACACGGACGAAUCCCACCACGUCAAACCGAUCCCGGCCGUGCAUCCACACGACGAAGAAGACGACGACGGGACGUCGCAAUGCGAGACUACACCCACGAGCAUGGAACUCCACGUCGUCGUGCAAGACAGGGAAGGCCAUAUACAUGUGAUCGACGGCGAGAAGCGCGAGAUGCAGGCGCUAGCCGUCGAGGUCAAAAUCCUUCGCGAUGUAUACCUCAAUUUGGGGUGACAAGCACGCCCCUUCGAGGUCCAUGGAUGUUUCGUGAAUGUAUUGUUUAGUACACCAGGAGCUCGCCUCCCAAAUCGCGCC
Messenger RNA from Aphanomyces invadans, 2213 nucleotides. RefSeq lists its product as hypothetical. The transcript has a single exon. The coding region runs from base 45 to 2132 and encodes 695 amino acids. The record is from RefSeq and is a predicted model, not a curated record. Lineage: Eukaryota; Oomycota; Saprolegniomycetes; Saprolegniales; Verrucalvaceae.